UAAUCUGCGAGUGAGAAAGUACUUUUAACAGUUUAUAAAAAAUUGUAACCCAACAUCAAAGAUGACACUAGGUCACAAAUUCACGAUUUUUUUUAUUUUCGCCAUUGUGUACCUAGCAAAGACUCAACAUGACAAAAAUCGAAUUCCUCCUUGGGAUUUCAAGCCUAAUUUUUGGACAAUAAAUCGGUCAGACAUUGUGACAGAUUUACCAACACCAUCAAAUAAACCAAAUGUUAUUUCUACUAUUUCAACAUUUCCCUUAAAUUCGUGCCCUCCUCAUACUCAAAUCUUCAGUUUCUCUAAUGUCGGUCUUCAAAAAAUCGGUCGAGACUUUAUUAACAGCAAUGAUGUUGUUAGCCUUAGCCUUAAUAACAAUAACAUAAAUGAUAUUUCGCCGUUCGCCUUCCGCAAGAUGCAGAACUUGAAAUAUUUGGAUCUUUCUGGGAAUAAUAUUCCGAAAGAGAAGCUAUUAUCGUUGCCAAGAAGCGCCAAUCUGCAGAUAUUGAUUAUCGACAACAAUCGAGAUUCUCAUAAUCCCGUUACUGAAGCUCUGAAGGAAUAUGAAGUUUUGCAGAACUUGAAAGAGCUGCACCUGUGCAACAGUCAAUUACGGAAUUUUCAAAUUCAUUUUUAUAUGGCAACACCUAUUUUGACUCACUUAUACCUGAACAAUAACGAGAUCAAUUCUAGUGAUGCCGUCUUCAACAAUAUUCCGGCAACAUUGACUCAUCUUUAUCUAAACAAAAAUGUUAUCGAUCGAGUCAAACUAGGCAAAUUGAGGCAUUUGCAAGAACUCAGUAUGAACGACAACGUCAUUACUCAAGUGUGUUUUGAGAAAUGCGAAGAUAAAUCCAUAUCCUUGAAAGAUGCUGCUGAAAUGCAGUAUCUGUCUUUAACCAGGAAUCUGAUCUCAGAGAUAUCAUCCGAUGCUUUUAGUGACACAAGUCGCCUGUUAAAGUUAGAUCUAUCAGGCAACAAGAUCGCUGAUAUAACUAAAGGCACAUUUAAUAACACGAUGAUGAUAAGUAAUCUUUCUUUAGCUGAUAACAUCCUUGUUACUGUACCGGAUGUCUGCUCAAUCAUGUUCCUAAAGAAUCUGGAUCUGUCUGGAAAUCGCAUCAGCGCAGUAUUCUCUGGCACUUUCUGCAUUAAUUUGAGGACUCUCGAGUAUUUACAUCUGUCAAACAAUGUUAUAACCACUAUUGAAACCCGAGCUUUCCGCAGUCUCCAAAGUUUGAAGUAUCUGGACCUUUCUGGAAAUCGCCUCAAGCAACUUCCGGCACAUUGGGUAUAUUCAUGGUAUAUCCAAGAGUUGCAUCUUGAACGAAAUAACUUCACCGAGUUGGACAACAUAUCGUUGAUUAAUAUUAAGGAGCUUAAAAACAUUUAUCUUGAUGAAAAUCCCAUGCCAGUAUUGACGGCAGGAUCUUUUCAAUUACUUCCAAGACACGUAAGAAUACAUUUGAAAAAUAUGCGUAUUGAAUAUAAAUGCGAACAGUGUACAUGCGAGAAUGAGGACGAUGAGGAUGAUAAGAAUGAUGAUUAUGAGAAUAAGAAUGGAAACGAUGAUAAUAGUGACUAA
Trachymyrmex septentrionalis is the source of this 1582-nucleotide messenger RNA. RefSeq names its product leucine-rich repeat-containing protein 15-like. The transcript has 3 exons. Bases 62 to 1582 code for a protein of 506 amino acids. Lineage: Eukaryota; Metazoa; Arthropoda; Insecta; Hymenoptera; Formicidae. Gene Ontology annotation, molecular function: protein binding. The record is from RefSeq and is a predicted model, not a curated record.